Pogona vitticeps (central bearded dragon) is the source of this 845-nucleotide messenger RNA. RefSeq names its product ubiquitin C-terminal hydrolase L1 (gene UCHL1). Gene Ontology annotation, biological process: ubiquitin-dependent protein catabolic process; protein deubiquitination. Gene Ontology annotation, cellular component: cytoplasm. The record is from RefSeq and is a predicted model, not a curated record. Gene Ontology annotation, molecular function: cysteine-type deubiquitinase activity. Lineage: Eukaryota; Metazoa; Chordata; Lepidosauria; Squamata; Agamidae.
GGCAGCUUUUUUAUCCCAGAGCGCGCCGUCGUUUUGCAGGUUGUCGGAAGCUGGGCGUGGCGCGUGGCUUUGCAUUUUGGAGACAAUGGCGUGGCAGCCGAUGGAGAUCAACCCGGAGAUGCUGAACAAAGUGCUCUCCCGCCUAGGAGUUGCCCCUGGCUGGCGGUUUGUGGACGUGCUGGGGUUUGAGGAGGAUUCCUUAAAUGCUGUUCCCACUCCGGCUUGUGCAUUACUUUUGCUUUUCCCUCUUACUGCUCAGCACGAAAACUUCAGAAAGAAGCAGAUUGAAGAACUGAAGGGUCAAGAAGUGAGCUCCAAAGUCUAUUUUCUGAAGCAGACUGCCAGCAACUCAUGUGGAACUAUUGGUCUGAUACAUGCAGUGGCUAACAACCAAGAUAAAAUAUUGUUUGAUGAAGGGUCCGCACUAAAGGAAUUCCUCAGUGCAACAGCUGACCUCUCUCCAGAUGAGAGAGCAAAACGUCUUGAAAACAGUAAGGCCAUUCAAGAAGCCCACAAUGCAGUAGCCCAAGACGGCCAGUGUCGGGUUGAAGAUGAUAAAGUGAACUUUCACUUCAUUCUGUUUGCCAGUGUGGAUGGGCAUCUGUAUGAACUUGAUGGCCGAAUGCCCUUCCCUCUAAAUCAUGGAGCUAGUUCAGAUGAUACUUUGCUGAAGGCUUCUGCAAAGAUCUGCCGGCAGUUCACAGAACGUGAGCAAGGAGAGGUCCGUUUCUCUGCUGUGGCGCUAUGCAAGUCUGCCUGAAGUUCAGAAGUUAAAGCACACCCAGUAGCCUGUCCAGGAAAACGGUUCAAGCUUUUAGUGCUUUAGAACAUGUUAAAAAAAAAAA